Molecule: messenger RNA, 741 nt
Organism: Tarenaya hassleriana
Lineage: Eukaryota; Viridiplantae; Streptophyta; Magnoliopsida; Brassicales; Cleomaceae
Exons: 1
Coding region: 16-585 (189 amino acids)
Source: RefSeq, a predicted model, not a curated record
UCAUUUUUUUUGGUAAUGCAAAAAAGCACCAGUUACUCUGAAGAGAAAAGUGUUCAUCAUCAAGAGAUGUUUAAGGAGAAAGAUUUCUUCUUCUUCUUCUUCUUCCAUAGAACACUUCACAACGUCAAGUCUUUCUUCUUCCGAGUGCGUAAGAAGCUACCGAGAAAACCCUUUUCUCGCAGGUCAAAAUCUCUUCACCCCGACAACCUCUACAUAAGUUUUCUCAACGUUUUGGAAUCAGAUCUCGAAAAAGCCAAUGAUACGUCAUCGUUAGAGCAAACUCAAGAAGAAGAAGAAGGGGAGAAACCUCGAGCCUUUUCCCGGUCGUGGAGAAGACAAAGAGACCGGGAAGCAUUUGAGAAGAAGGUUAAGGAGAUGGAUAUGAUCGAAAGCGGAGAUAUAGAGGAUGCCCUCGACGUAGAAGAGGCGGUUCAUUACUAUUCCCGCCUUAGAAGCCCCGUCUAUCUCGAUAUCGUCGACAAGUUCUUUGCUGAUCUCUACUCGGAUCUGUCUCUUCCUCAGACGUCGUCUGUCGUCAGAGCCAAGGCUUCCAAGAGAAGAGUUGGGUCUGUCCUUACAUUUUAGGGUUCUUGAUCUCCGCUGUUUGUGUGUUUUUUUCUUCAUUGUUUUGGAUUCUUUCUUCUUUGUCUGUUUGUUUGCUUCAGUGUUUCCUGUGCAUAUAUCUGCACCAAUUUAGUUUGACAAUGAACUGUUUUCCAAUUUAGUGGAUGUUAGACCGAA